UCCAUAGUGGACUUAUAUGCGCACCAGCUCACUAACCCCCAUUUCUCCAUUUCUUUUCGUCAUCAUCUCCCUCUCUUCCACCCCUUAAUUUUUUUUUGUAGUUUCUUAAACUGGGUCGUCUCUGAAAAAUCAAACAUUUCUCUGCCUUUUCGGCCAUGGCUGUGGGACCUUCAAACACCGCUAUUUCUGUUCAUUGACUCACACUCGUUCCUCCAUUUCUCCAUUAAGAAAAAAGAAAAAGGGGGGUUUUGCAGUUUGCAGCCACGCAUUAUCAUCGUUGGCCGUUUUGGUUUUAGGGGGCCAUAAAGCUUUUUUUGCUUUUCCAUGUGCGAACUUGGUUCUGUUCAGUUCUGUUUUUAUUUUCUAAAAAAGAAAUUUAUUUAUUCCCCCCCUCCACUAAGGCAUUCGCCUUUCUAGUGUUUUCUUUUCUUUUCUUUCUUGUAUCGAAUAUAUGCUCAAACUUCAAGGCUUAGAGGAUUUCUGAGGAGAUUUUUGGUGCUUCCUAUCUUGUGGGUCUCUCUGUUUUUCUCUGCUUCUUUGACUGGACUCAUAUUUUGCUUCUCCUUGGAUCUAAUUCUUGAGGUCUUAAAGAGCUAUGUGAUUUGGACAGGGAAAAAGGUGAGUAGGCGGUGUUUCUCUUGAAUCUAGCCUGGUUGUGAAGUAGAAAGAUUUUUCAGUCAUUCAUGAUCCUUAAUUUACUGGAGAUAGGAUAUGGAACAAACAUCUGUUGAUGCUCGGAAAAAUCUACGAAGUAAAAUCGGUUCUUUCUGUGGUAGAAACAAAGACGAGGAGAAUUUAGAAAAUGGUGAUUUGGGUCUGUCAAAGUACUCAAUAUCAAGAGGGUUGAAUAAGAAGUUAAUGCUGCCUCAUGCAUUGUAUUUGAAGUUGAAGCAAAACCGAAUCAGUAGAAGCUAUGUGCAUGAUUCAUUUUUUAACUGUAACAUAGGGUUAGACUAUAAGGUUCCGAAGUAUAUGGUGACUAUAGAUGAGAAAUAUCUUCGACGAUGUUUGGAACUGAUUCAGACUAGUGCAUUGAAGGCUGCACGUUGUAACGAAUCUAUAAGCCUUAGCUCUGUGAAGACGGGUGCUUUGACUGAAAGCUUGAGUGUUGAUAAAUUGCAAACGAGAGGGAUGGCUCAUAUGGAAAGAUUCAUUAUCACGUGCCCUUCAGCAGGCGAGGAUAGCAAUACAGUCCUAAGCUCGAACAAAAUGUGGUUUGUUGGUUCAAUUAUGGGAAGCAAGAGCAUGAUCAACAUAUUGAAGAGUCCUUUAUUGCAUCAACUCGGUAUCACAGAAGAAACUUCAAACUUGAUAAGAAUGGACCUGAAUGAUAUCAAAGGCUUCACUGGCAGCAAUUUUAUGGAUUCUCCUGGUGAUGUGGAUAUAUCUUCAUUGAAGAAUCUAGACAACACAAAACCGGAAAGCCAUCAAGAUGGAUCUGAUGCAGCAAACGAGAGGUUUUUCUCCACACCCAGCAGAAAUUCUUUAUGUUCUGAUCAGUCUUCUUCGGGCUCAGCCUCCACAUCACUUUGUCAAGGUAUGCUUCAGUUUACAUGGAAGGAUGGAAGUCCUUAUUUCAUCUUCUCUGUAGACGAUGAGAAGGAAGUCUAUGUGGCUAGCUCAUCAAAGGUCACAUCGGCAGAUAAUAACGCUUUGGACUAUGUUUAUUUGUUCUGUUCUGCAAAGAGCGGUCUUAAGGAUCAUGAGGUUAGAAAUAGCAGACCCUGUAUUGUUGGCAAGAUGACGGUGUCAACUUCCUAUGGUGUCUGUUCGAAUAAUUCGAAAAUUGCAGAUACUGAAUUUGUGUUGUUUGGUGGUAUUGAAAAUUCUGACUUAGAGAUUAGUCCUUCAAACACUGUCCUCAAGAAGAAUAAGGUAUUUCCAAGGAAGGUGGCUGAAGUAUUUAGGACAAGUAACUCAUCUAAACAUAGAAACAUACCCAAUUUGAAUAGAUCUAGUGUCAUGAAGGAUUUUUGUCCUUGGGAACCAUACUCAGAUAAACUAAACAGCUCCGAUGACUUAAUUUGUGCUCGUGAUCUUCCUCCCAAUCUUGAAUUGGCUGCCAUUGUUGUGAGAGACCAUCUCCCAGAAGAUCAUGGCAGUAGAGUUGGAGGUUGGGGUUUAAAGUUUCUCAAACAGGCCAAGGCCAAACAAACAAACAAUUCACUGGAUACUUCAGUGCAGGCUGACUGUUGUGUACGAAACAGUGGAAAAUGUUCGACGAGCAUGGACAUUCUCAUCCCUGCUGGUCUCCAUGGCGGGCCUAGAACAAGGAAUGGAGGUCCUUCCACCCUCAAGGAGCGGUGGAAAUCGGGUGGAGUAUGUGAUUGUGGUGGUUGGGACAUAGGAUGUCCUCUAACAAUACUUGAAGGCCAAUCGGUCAACGAUGAUACUUUACGCCAAGCAGACACGCAAGAGUGCAGGGCAUUUAACAUACAUGCUAAGGGUUAUGAGAAUAGUCCUCCAACAUUGAGGAUGGUGAACAUCCGCGACGGCUUGUACUUUGUUCAUUUUCAACCAAAACUAUCUUCUCUGCAAUGUUUCUCGAUUGCAGUGGCGAUUGUCCAUUCAAGAAGUCCCAGUCUCAAGCCUCGAAAUGUACAGGAGUUAAAAUAGCUAGCAGGAUCAAGGAAAGUAAGUUUAAUGUAAUAGUUGACCUUUUUUUUACUCUUCAUAGCAUAAAGCAUUAGGCAAGUUUGAGCAUUUACACAUGAAAAUUAGAAGUUUAUAACUGAAUUGUAAUAUUGUUUAAACAAAGAAAAAAAAAAACCUCCACAGCUUGUUCCAUUUUUGACCCUUACAACCUUUUCAUCUCUACGAAGCCCAGAAAACAUAAAUAGAGAAAUAAUUCAGUGCAGUUGAUGCAAUUUGAUUUAAUGUUAAUUUUUCUUCAUCUGAAAA
Molecule: messenger RNA, 2901 nt
Organism: Cucumis sativus (cucumber)
Lineage: Eukaryota; Viridiplantae; Streptophyta; Magnoliopsida; Cucurbitales; Cucurbitaceae
Exons: 3
Coding region: 712-2616 (634 amino acids)
Source: RefSeq, a predicted model, not a curated record